GGGGCCGGACCCGGACAUCCGAGAGCGGCUCAGCUCCACUUUCGCUUCCCCGCAGGGCCCGGGGGCCGGCGGGCAACGGGCUGUGACCCCAUCGCCCCCCACGCCCGCGGGCCGAGGGGGCUCCCGGAACAGACCAUCGAUGCCGCCGCGCCUGCUCAGGGCGGUGGGCUGGAGCUCGGCGGCCCUGCUGGGAGUGCUGGGGGUGGCCGUCUUCCUCCUGGUCCUGACCCCGGCAAAGGAUGCUGCCCUUCCUAUGAGGAACAAAUACGGGCUGGUGUUUGACGCCGGCUCCACACACACGUCCCUCUACACCUACCGGUGGCCUGCGGACAAGGAGAACGGCACCGGCAUCGUGUCCCAGGUGGAUGUUUGCACCGUGGCAGGACCCGGCAUCUCCAGCUACGCAGACGACCCCGCGGGGGCUGGCGCCAGCCUGAGGCCCUGCCUGGAGCAGGCCUUGAAGAUCGUGCCGGCGGAGCAGCAGCGGGAGACCCCCACCUACCUGGGGGCCACGGCCGGCAUGCGGCUGCUGAGGGAGCAGAACGACACCAAGGCCGAGCAGGUCUUUGCUGAGGUGGCCAAGGUGAUUGGGGAGUACCCUGUGGACUUCCGUGGAGCUCGGAUCCUGACGGGCACAGAGGAGGGCUCCUUCGGCUGGAUCACCGUCAACUACCUGCUGGAGACACUGGUCAAGUUUUCCUUUGCAGAGAAAUGGGAACAUCCCGAGGACAGUGAGGUUCUGGGAGCUCUGGACCUUGGAGGUGCCUCGACACAAAUAACCUUCCAGCCCGGAGUGCCCGUGGAGGACAGGAACACCUCGGUCUUCUUCCGCCUGUACGGCACCAACUACUCUCUCUACAGCCACAGCUACCUGUGCUACGGGCAGACACAGGCCCUGAAGAUGCUGCUGGCAGCUCUGCACCAGGACAGCGUGACUGCCCAGAUCUCACACCCCUGCUACCCCAGGGGGUACCAGGAGAAUGUCACGGUGGCAGAGCUCUACGACAGCCCGUGUGUGCGUGCCCCCAGCACAGCCAGCCCUGCCCAGGUGCUGACGGUGACGGGCACAGGGGACCCAGCCAUGUGCAGCACGGCCGUGCAGAAACUCUUCAACUUCAGCUGCGGGGCCCAGAGGCCGUGCGGGUUCAACGGGGUGUACCAGCCCCCCGUGCGGGGACAGUUCUUCGCCUUUUCGGGGUUUUAUCGUGCCUUUCUCUUGCUGAACCUGACGGGAGGGCAGUCCCUGGCCUCGGUCAAUGCCACCAUCAGGCAGUUCUGCACCAGGACCUGGGACAAGGUGCAGCAGUUGUUCCCCACAACAGGCAGGACCCACCUCCGUGACGCCUGCGCAGUCAACUCCUACAUCCUCACCCUUCUCCUGCAGGGCUACAAAUUCAACCGGAAAACAUGGCUUAACAUCCACUUCAUCCGGCAGGUUGCUGACGUAGACGUGGGCUGGACUCUGGGCUACAUGCUCAAUCUCACCAACAUGAUUCCCUCAGAGCCUCCUCCAGGAGUCAUAGUGCUCCAGAGAAAGAGCUGGAUAGCAGUCACAGUUUUACUGGCCAUCAUGCUCAUCCUCACCUUCUGCCUGCUCACAGUCAUGUGCCUCCACAGGAAUUCCUCUGGCUAUGAGCGUCUCUAGCAGUGCUGGCUCCGGAGGCUGCUGAGGCCACCAAGUUCUACUGCCACACCUGUGCAAGGAGCUGCUGCCCAGGGAAUCACCCCUGUGUGCCCUGGGGCCAUGGAUAUGUUGAGGGGGGCCCUGAGCCCUGGCCUGGAACUGGCACAUGCUGUAAGACAUCCUCCCCGUAACUGUGUGCUCUCUGGUUUUCCUUUCCCCACCCUGCUGGUUGGAGAUGCUGCAGGAGGGAGGGUAUGGCUAUGCGGGGCAGGGUCUCAGCACUGGGGCAUGGGGACCACAGUGAUGUGGGGUGGCUCGAGAUUGGGGGUCAGGGAGGAGAGAAGGAGAGUCUGGCAGCAGUGGGGGUUACUCAUCACAGUCUCCUGCUGGUUACAGCCCGCAGGAGACCCCCAGUGUGGGGCAGACGUGUCCUGCCCCAUCCCAGGGCGAGGGUCUGCCUGUGGGUGCCAGCCCGAGGGGCCGUGGCUCUGGGGCAGUGGGGGGGACACCGGCCUGGACUCUGCCCAGGACUGGGAAGCCCCGUGAGGUGGGGGAUGGCACAGCCCUCUGCUCUCCUGUGCCAGGUUCCUCCCUGGUCCAGCUGCACCCUGUGCCCUGUGCCUGGCACACAGCCACGCUCAUCCUCCCUUUCCAGCACAGGGUGAUUUGGGAAGGCUGCUGGGACAUGUCAGGGACAGCUACCAGGGCCCCCCUUACAUUUCUGGGGAGUCCCACUGACAGCCAGUGAUGGGUGAGGUGAGACACCCUCCUCUCAGAAGGAAAAGGCCUGUCCUUGUGCCCUGCUGGUCCUCUCCGAGGUCCGGCAGACACCUCAGUGUCUCCAGGGAUGUCUCCCACAGACUAGAGCAGUGUUCCCUCUCCCCUGAGUUCCCGGCAUCAUCACCUACCUGGAAGAUGGAAGCAAUAAAAUCAUAACAGUUUGGGAGCAAAGGAACAGACAUUUCCCCAUGUGCUGCCUUUUAUGAUCUUUAUGUGGGCCACAAGAGCUGUGAGGUGUCCGACACUCCACAGGGACACCAAAGGUCAGCGCCUCGCUGAGGGAACACAAACAUCAACAUGAGUCAUCCACAGGGCAGAUAAAAACAAGCAGAACCAAAGGCAAAGGCAGGGGCACAGAGUGCUGGUUUAAAGGUAAACUGGCAGGGGAAAUGAACCCAACUCAAAAGAGAUUAUAAGUCAGAAUAACAAUUUAAUAAA
Messenger RNA from Neopelma chrysocephalum (saffron-crested tyrant-manakin), 2842 nucleotides. Its product is annotated as ectonucleoside triphosphate diphosphohydrolase 8-like. Gene Ontology annotation, cellular component: plasma membrane. Bases 140 to 1645 code for a protein of 501 amino acids. The transcript has 10 exons. Gene Ontology annotation, molecular function: GDP phosphatase activity; UDP phosphatase activity. Lineage: Eukaryota; Metazoa; Chordata; Aves; Passeriformes; Pipridae. The record is from RefSeq and is a predicted model, not a curated record. Gene Ontology annotation, biological process: nucleoside diphosphate catabolic process.